Molecule: messenger RNA, 408 nt
Organism: Penaeus vannamei (Pacific white shrimp)
Lineage: Eukaryota; Metazoa; Arthropoda; Malacostraca; Decapoda; Penaeidae
Source: RefSeq, a predicted model, not a curated record
AUGGCUCCAGGCCUCUUCCCAUCAAUGGCCCAGCCUCUCCCAUCCAUGCCUGCCCUGCUUCCCCAUCAUGGCCCUCCUCUCCCCAAUCAUGACCCAGCCCUCUCCCCAUCAUGGUCCCCACAGCCUCAUCCGCAUCAUGGCCCCAGCCUGCUGCCCAUCAUGGCCCCAGCCUCUCCCAUCAUGGCCGCAGGCCUCUCCCAUACAUUGGACGCAGCGCUCUCCCCAUCAUGGCCCCGCCCUUCCCCAUCAUGGCCGCUCCUCUGCCCAUAUGGCCCAACCCUCAUCCCCAUCAUGGCCCAGCCUCUCCCCAUCAUGACCUGCCCUCGUCCCCAUCAUGGCCCUAUCCUUCUCCCUAUCAUGGCCCAGCCUCAAUCCCAUCAUGGCCGCUGCCCCUCUCGCCCAUCAUAG